Neltuma alba is the source of this 2184-nucleotide messenger RNA. RefSeq lists its product as uncharacterized. Bases 429 to 2054 code for a protein of 541 amino acids. The record is from RefSeq and is a predicted model, not a curated record. Lineage: Eukaryota; Viridiplantae; Streptophyta; Magnoliopsida; Fabales; Fabaceae. The transcript is spliced from 2 exons.
UAAGCAGAUAUGAUUCGUCACUGUUUGCCAUGUUCAGCUUAUUAUUGACACUUUCUUUGGUGGAAAAAAGAUUGCUUCGUUGUGUUUCAGACAAACAGAGACCAACGUAAGCAAGUUUAGUUAAUAGAAAAAUGAAGCCAUGAGGUUUCCUUGCGAACCAAUGCUGCUCUUGGAAGCACAAUAAGAUGUUUCGUAAUGGGAACUGUCUUCUACGAAAGACAGCAACUUCGAUCCAUCCACGUUUUCAAUGGAUGUUGUUUGUAAUUUUAAUCUUCAUGUGUUGACUGUUAAUUUAUUUGCACCCUCUUCUCCACAUAUCUCUGUGAAGAAUAUGCUUCUCUAUAUAUGUAUAAAGAGCCGAUCAGACUUGUUCACACAGAUUAAUUCAUCAUCAAUCUCCUCUGAAAUAAAAUAACAACUCAUCAACAAUGGGGAACUGGUCUUCUUCUUCAAAGAAAAGAAAAGCCCUUCCCAUUGAUACCCAAUUCAAGUUUCCUGCUGAUGAUGAUAUCCCAGUUUGGCCCCAAGAUGAUGGAUUUGCCAGGGGAAUCAUAGAUCUGGGUGAGCUCCAAGUGUUUCAAGUUACAAGCUUUAACAAAGUUUGGAGCACUUUUGAAGGAGGACCUGGUAAUGCUGGGGCUACUUUCUUUGAACCAGCUUCAGUCCCUGAAGGAUUCUCCAUGUUAGGUUGCUAUGCCCAACCCAACAAUAAGCCUCUUUUUGGAUGGGUUCUUGUGGCCAAGGCAAAUUCUUCUGCUGAAAAUGGGGCUCUAGCAGAGCCAGUUGAUUACACUCUGGUCUGGACUAAUAGCUCUUCAGGUAUCGAGCAAGGAAACACAGCCUAUGUCUGGUUACCAACAGCCCCUGAUGGCUAUAAAGCCGUCGGCCAUAUUGUCACCACCUUGCCGGAGAAGCCUUCCGUGGACAGAAUCCGGUGUGUCAGGUCCAACCUCACAGAUGAAAUUGUGACACACUCAUGGAUUUGGGGAACAGGCAAGAGCAGCAGGGACUCAAAUGGCUUCAAUGUCUAUAAUACGAGACCAAAAAUUAGAGGAAUUAAAGCUGCAGGUGUUCCUGUAGGUACUUUCAUUGCUCAAAAUGGAAGAACUGAUACUUCUCUUUCUAUUCCCUGCUUAAUAAACACCAAACUUGACUUCUCCACCAUGCCUAAUCUGGACCAAGCUAAAGCAUUGAUCAAAACGUACGCUCCAUUAAUGUACCUUCAUCCAGAUGAAAAGUAUCUGCCUUCUUCUGUCAAGUGGUUUUUCACAAACGGGGCCUUACUCUAUACCAGAGGUAAAGAGUCGGAACCUGUAGCCAUAGACCCAUCUGGCUCUGUCCUUCCCCAAGGAAAAGACAACGAUGGAGCACACUGGAUAGACCUCCCUAAGGACGAAACCAACAGAGAAAGGGUCAAAAGAGGAGAUUUAGAUAGCUUCCAAGCAUAUAUGCACAUAAAACCAAUGUUUGGAGCAACAUUCACAGACAUUUCCAUCUGGAUUUUCUACCCAUUCAAUGGCCCCUCAAGAGCCAAAGUGGGCUUCGUCACUAUCCCACUGGGGAAAAUCGGCCAACACGUCGGAGACUGGGAGCACGUGACCCUGAGAAUAAGCAACUUCAAUGGCGGAUUAAACAGCGUCUACUUCUCCCAACACAGCGGAGGCCAAUGGGUGGACGCGUCGGAGCUCGAAUUCGUACCCGGGAAGAACAAACCCAUCGCAUAUUCUUCCCUAAACGGCCAUGCACUGUACUCGAAACCCGGGCUAGUUCUUCAAGGAACAAGCGUAAUUGGGAUAAGAAACGACACAGCGAAGAGCAAGAAGGUGGUGGAUUUGGGGAACGAAUUUGAGGUGGUUGCCGGGGAAUAUUUGAGGUCGGCAAUAACGGAGCCGGCGUGGCUGAAUUUCGGGUGGCAGUGGGGUCCGAAGAUAAGCUACAAGACAGAGAAGGCGUUGCCGAAGAAACUGGUGGGAUGGUUGCCAAGUGAGUUGUUCGGAGAGGAAGGCCCCACGGGACCCCAGUUGAAAUCAAGUUGGAAUGAAGAUGAACGCUGAUCAAUUCAUCAGCCUGGCAUAAUGAUGUAAAAGAGACAGAACAACGUACACCCAUCCGUCUUGGCAUUUCAUUUAAUUAAAGCUCAUUGCUCAUUUUCCUUUUGGUAUUUUUAUUCAUAAAUUUAAAUAG